CCUUUGCCAGCUGGACAGGCAGGUACAUCCCAGACACCGCGUUCCUGCCGCUGCAAAGGUGGUGGUCCUUCCGUUGUCAUUGCACUCUAUAGUGCUCCUUCCUGUUGCUCAACAUCGUGCAUUGCACCUUCCUUCAACCACCAUCAAUUUCUGUUCAUGCACACACAAGCGUCCAAUUUUGUCCUGCGCUCUUCCAUCCAUGGUUUGAGGUCACCCACCACCUUCAUCAAGUCAAUCAUGCUAGGAAGGGCCAUCAGAAAGGAUGCCUCGCCCCCUCUGACGGAGAGGAAAUAUUCCCCUCUGCAGGCGAAUGCGUCAGCCAUCAACGCCAACCAUAGAUCGACCCUCCCGGCCAAACGUAAGCUCGAUCGCAGUCUCAGCACCACCAGUAGUAGUCUUGCAUCACUACAUCAGCAACCCUUCGACGAGAACUCUAGCCAGAGCAUGAUUGAUCUCACUUCCCCGUCACCUGAAAAGCCUACCAAAGUCGCAUAUCCCCGUCUUCCCCAGCCGGAACCUGUAUCUUAUCCAUCUCUACCUCCAAACCCACCCAAAGAGCAUUCGAAAGUACCGCCUGGCAGUGCAGAAGUGCCCUGGUCUUCCUCUCCGCCAUCCCACUUUGAGGCUCCGAGCGUCAGACCUCAACAGAAUCCAAGUCGGCCACAGGAAGCUUUCCGGCCUACCAAAAAACGAACCCUCCCAGCCUCUUUUUCGUCUUCGGCGUUGGAGCCCGUCAGGUAUGCAGCAGAUGCGCCCACCGGGUGGACAAAGGCUCAGAGUAAAAGAGAUUACGUUGUUGGUGGUGGGAAGGAAUUUGUAUCAACUACCGGUGUCCAAAGUCGUCAACACACAGGGCAAUUUGACCAAUAUGCGGCACCCCCACAGGCAGUCAUGUCCAAGAGUAAGCCCAGCGGCAGCUCGGCCAUGAAUGAAAUGCUUGAAAAGGCCACGUCAACACGUCCAAAUAAGGCCACGUCCAUGUCUAGGAUGGACAAAUCAGUCAAAUCAUUUUUACAAGCCACAGAUGCGCAAAAGACUGCCAAUCCAAGACUGGCUGAUGCGUUCCUCAGUGAUGAACAAAGAGCAGUUGUCAGGGCCGUCAUGGAUGAAGGAAAAAGUGUCUUCUUCACAGGCUCGGCCGGUACUGGUAAAUCGGUUCUAAUGAGAGCCAUCAUAGCCCAGCUCAAACACAAGUACAGAACGGAACCCGAUCGAAUAGCUAUUACGGCAUCGACAGGAUUGGCAUCUUGUAUUCUUGAGGGUCAAACACUUCACAGCUGGUCUGGGAUCGGCUUAGGCAAGGAGCCAGCACCAGAAUUGGUCAAAAAGAUCAAGCGAAACACGAAAUCUCGGCAGAGAUGGUUGAGAACUAAAGUCCUGAUCAUCGAUGAGAUCUCAAUGGUGGACGGGCUCUUGUUUGAUAAACUGGAACAGAUCGCGCGAACUCUCAGGAAUAAUGGUCGACCGUUUGGUGGGAUCCAGCUCAUCUUCACUGGCGACUUUUUCCAGCUCCCACCUGUACCAGACCGCAAUACCGAAGCCAAGUUCGUAUUCGACGCAGUCACAUGGAACACGUGCAUUCAGCACACCAUUCUUUUAACUCACGUCUUUCGACAGAAAGAUGAGCAAUUUGCAACCAUGUUGAAUGAAAUGCGACUAGGCAAGAUGAGUGCUGAGACGAUCAGAGAGUUCAAGAAGCUGUCUCGACCGUUGAACUUUCAGGAUGAACUAGAAGCUACUGAACUAUAUCCUCGUCGUGAAGAAGUCGAAAAUGCGAACCAGAAUCGGAUGCGCAAGCUGUCGGGUCAAGUCAUGACGUACGAUGCGGUCGACUCAGGUGUGUUGGAUCUCAAGAUGCGACAGGGCCUCUUAUCGAAUUUCAUUGCCCCCUCAACACUCGAACUCAAGAAGGGUUCUCAAGUGAUGCUGAUCAAGAACAUUGACACUCAACUCGUGAAUGGAUCUCUGGGCAUUGUUCAAUCAUUCAUGGACGAGGGGACCUUCUUCACCUACCGCGACGAUGAGCCGACUUUUCUCCUGGCUCAAGACGAAGGCACGUCCGAGGCCGAUCGGGCGGCAGCGCAGGAGAAGAUUAAAGCAGCACGGUCGAAACUUGGAGCCCCAGGGACGACUCGAACUUGGCCAAUGGUCAGGUUCAAUCUGCCAGACGGCACUUCUCGAGCAGUUCUCUGUACACCCGACGAAUGGAAGACAGAGGCACAAAAUGGUGAGGUGCUUGCCAAACGAGUCCAGGUGCCUUUGAUCCUGGCAUGGGCGUUGUCGAUCCACAAGGCUCAAGGACAAACACUUAAUCGAGUCAAAGUGGACUUGAGGAAGGUGUUUGAGAAGGGUCAGGCAUAUGUCGCAUUGAGCAGAGCCACUUCAAAAGAGGGAUUACAAGUAUUAGGGUUUGACGAACGCAAGGUCAUGGUGCACAGCCGAGUCCUACACUUUUACUCGAAGCUUAGUGGGCAUGAGACAUUGUUAGCACGCAAACCCAGUGUGACGACGGUGGCUCGGAGUGGGAAACAGGCAUCCCAAGCAGUGGUUGUUGAUGACUUUGAUGACGAUGAUUUGUCGUACGAGGAGAUUUUGGCUGCCGAGCAAGAGGCAUUGAGGGCUUCGCGAGCAUGAUUGAGAGGGAGCCGAGUGGUGAUGGAUCGAAGUGUUGUACAAGACACUAGGCAUUAGAGCUGUAGGAUUAGAAGUCGGCAUAUGAAUGGUUAUUGCUGUUGUCGAGAUCAAGAUGGUCAUUGCAGACAAUAAUC
This is a messenger RNA of Exophiala mesophila, 2768 nucleotides long. RefSeq lists its product as uncharacterized. NCBI's taxonomy places the organism in Eukaryota, Fungi, Ascomycota, Eurotiomycetes, Chaetothyriales, Herpotrichiellaceae. The record is from RefSeq and is a predicted model, not a curated record. The transcript is spliced from 2 exons. The coding region runs from base 157 to 2634 and encodes 825 amino acids. Gene Ontology annotation, molecular function: DNA helicase activity; ATP hydrolysis activity. Gene Ontology annotation, biological process: telomere maintenance; DNA repair.